Molecule: messenger RNA, 951 nt
Organism: Exserohilum turcica Et28A
Lineage: Eukaryota; Fungi; Ascomycota; Dothideomycetes; Pleosporales; Pleosporaceae
Exons: 1
Coding region: 1-951 (316 amino acids)
Source: RefSeq, a predicted model, not a curated record
AUGUUCAGCGCCUUCUUCGACCAUGACCCCUUCCACCACAUGGCCGCCAUGCCUCCCGCCCUCCCGUACGAAAAGUACUUUUCCCCACCUCCACCCAGGAGACAACGACAGCACGGUCAUCAUCAUAACCAUAAUCAUAACCACCACCGCCAUGCAUUCCACCCGGACGCUUCUCCCCCAAGCUACUUCUCCUCUUCCCCCUCUCCAUCCCCAGACCAAGACCAAGACCACGAUCAUGAUCCCUACUUCCACUCCGACUCUGACACUAGUCUCCGCAUCCCAGCAGCACCGCUACCUCAUCGCUACACUUCAAGCAGCAGCAACAACAACAACAACAACAACAACAACAACAGCAAGAAGAAGAACGGGCCGUCCCAUAGUAAUGGUACUAGUGGAACUGGUAGUAUGACGAUGCUAGGCGCAACACCAGGAUUCCGCCGCACAACGCUCAAGCUGGCGCGCCGCACGUUUGAAAAGAUAAAUGCCAUGCAUCCUUCUUCUUUUUCUUCUUCUUCUUCUUCGUCGUCGGCAGCGGUGCUCAUUCUGCCAGACCUACUAACGCCGCUGCUGGUUACCGUGUGGAAUCCUACUAGUACUACUGCUGCGGGGGCAGCGUACACGCUGCGGGCUACUGUGGCGGGCGACAUGCGGUUCUGCGAUGUGGUGAGACAGAUUGUAGGUGAUGAACAGCAGCAGCAGCAGGGGGGCGAGGUGGUGAGGGCAUAUGUCAAGGUGAGGGGUGAGUGGCAGGAGCCCGAGGCUUGUUGUCGGGUGAGUGAGUUUGUGGAGCAAGUGGGGAGUAGUAGGUAUGUGGGCGAGGUUCAGGUUAAGAUUGAGGUUGGAGGGGGCAGUCGUGUUGGUGGUAUUGGAGACGGAGCUGUUUCUGGGGGGAGACGCGGGUUCGCGGCAUGGGAAAGGGAGACGGGGCGGGCGUGGGAAAUUCGAGAGUAA